This is a messenger RNA of Phytophthora sojae, 1640 nucleotides long. RefSeq lists its product as hypothetical. The coding region runs from base 1 to 1389 and encodes 462 amino acids. The transcript has 7 exons. The record is from RefSeq and is a predicted model, not a curated record. NCBI's taxonomy places the organism in Eukaryota, Oomycota, Peronosporomycetes, Peronosporales, Peronosporaceae.
AUGCAGAGGAAGCGGAAGGAUCGCGGCGCGCAGUUUAUCCGCGGCAACUUGGAGCUGCUGGGCUUCGGGACACGGAGAGACGCGCUGGUGCAGGCGGUGAAGGAGCUGUUUGAGAAUGCGCUGGAUGCGACGCAGUCGUUGGGCUCGGACUGUUCGUGGGACGACGCGCCCCUCGAGUUGCUCCGCGUCAAUGUGAAGCUGAACGAAGAUACGGGCUGCAUCGACAUCGUUCAGCUCAGUGUACCUGACGCGUGCUUGAAGAUCACCACGACCUCAAGUUCAGAUGGGAUUCUGUAUGUACAGCUCCGCAUCGAUCCCGACUCGGAGGAGACGGCCGUAGUCAAGAAAGUGGCGCAUUUUGUGGUGGACGAAGAGCACCAGCACUUCUCCGGGACGGAGAUGAGACUAUCGAUUCCAUGUCCUGGGGAUACGCAUAAUAUCGAAAGCGCUGCAGACUCAUUGGCUCUGUACUUCCAGAGUCUGAGAUACACAGCUCCUCCGUUUGUUGGUGUGCAGUUUGACUUCGACGUUGGUGAGGUCAGCAUCAGCGUCGUAUGCCAACAUGGAGAAGAAUCGAUCGAUCGGUUCGCCACAGAGUUGGGGGAAAGUGUUGACGACAUAUUGUACGCUGUUCACGACGAAGAACUUGUUUCCACAAGCUGCGUUGCGCUGAUGCUUGGAGAAAUGGAUCCAAGGGGCCAAAGCAACAUCGAAAUAUGCCUUCUGCGCUACGCUAACCACGCACCACUGAUCAACGGAGAGGACUUUUUCAUCUGUGGCAUCAGCAAGGGCGUGAAGUCGUGCAAACUCUGGAAGAAGUACGGCCUCCGGUGCCAGCGUUCAAGCUCGCACCUUGUCAACCAGCUCGUUGCUACACCAUUGCGUGCUUCGGCGACGCAAUUAACCGGCAAGGCCGAUGCUCGGACUCGGCUCGUUCUAGCAAUCGACAUCAGUGUCGCUGGCUCUGAACAUUCUAGCGGACUGAAGUACGAACGACCAGAGGUCAAUAGCAAGCAGAGCAACAUGUCGGCUAUCGGAGCGCUGCGCGAGCUGGAGAAGGACAAGAAGGGACCCAACAACGCUGGUCUCAAGGAGCUGUUCCUGAACCUGCCGACCCGUAUUCGCCAAUCUGGCCCCGUCAAGGGCGGCAUUAACUUUGCUGUGAAGAGCUGGAAGACCUCGGGCCGGUGGCUCUGGGUGCUGUCGACGACGCUCCUGGUGACCCUUGUGCCGCUCAGUAUCGAGAUGCUGCGUGAGGAGCAGACCAACGAGGUGGUGAAGGACCUGGUGAGCAAGGGCUUCAGCUACAACCAGAUCCAGGGCAUGGGCUACAUGGUGGCGCAGCCGCAGAGCACGCUCUCCACGCCUGCCGAGGGCGCCGCUCAGUAAUUCGACAGCUAGUGCUUAUCUUGGACGGAGCUGUGCGCAGCCGUAAAGACGAAGCUUUCACAGCGGCUGCUCAAGCGUCGUUAGCUGUACAUUUCGUAGCGAUAUGCAGACUUCGAAGGACUCGCUGCUUCAGAGGCUGCUAUGCAUCUGGUAACAAGCGUCGCGGUUGGUGUUGGGGCUGAUUGAACGGAACAUAGAUCGCGUACAUUCGUCGUCGCCGACAUAGGCUCCCGACCAAUUCUACUAAUUGA